GUGUGCACACAUGGGGAGUGAGUGCAUUAAGAUAAGACAAUCAAGGUUCUCUCUCUUUCCUGGUGAAGUGAUCCAGGUCAAUUUGUCCCCUUCAUCCUUUACCGCUGCCCCACCCCCACUUCGCUCUCACGUUGACCAGUGUCCUGGGCCUUUAAGAGUUAGAUGGGCUGGACUCAAGAAAGCACACCUCUCCCCACCCGACUCCUUCCCUCCGCCGGGCUGUAACUCUGCCAGUCGCUGCAGCCAAACUGCAGUAGAAGUGAAAUCAAGUGAGCGCAAAGGAGAAAAGAAGCCAGGCUGAGCUUUCUCAUCCCACAUCGGUGAGCAGCGGUUCCGUGAACCUGAGAGGAGCUGCAGAGCUCACAGACACAGGAUUGCUAUCCUGCCCACGGUGAUUCUGGUGCCAGCUAGUGGAGCAGUGGAUGAUGGCAUUGCUGAUACAAAGCCGGUUGAUCACUGAUCCAAACUUGCUGUUGAUGCAAGAAGGCACACUGAUGCGAAAGGUGAGGUCCAAAACCUGGAAGAAGAUCAGACACUUCCGACUUCAGAAUGAUGGCAUGACAGUCUGGCAGUCACAGCAAGCUGGGGGCUACGCUAAGCCCAUCUUCUCGAUCUCCGAUGUAGAGACGGUGCGCAUGGGCUAUGAUUCUGAGUUGCUGCGUAGUGUGGCGGAGGAGUUACCCCUGGAGCUGGGGUUCACCGUUGUCUUCCAUGGCCGCCGCCCCAACCUAGACUUGGUGGCCAACAGUGCCGAGGAGGCCCAGAUCUGGAUUCAAGGACUCCAGCUGUUGGUGGACCUUGUCACUAGCAUGGAUCAACAGGAACGACUGGACCAGUGGCUGAGUGAUUGGUUCCAGCGUGGAGACAAAAACCAGGAUGGUCGGAUGACUUUCGAAGAAGUUCAGAGGUUGCUGCACCUGAUGAAUGUGGAAAUGGACCGAGACUAUGCCCUUAGUCUUUUUAAGGCAGCAGAUGUAUCCCAGUCUGAGACUCUGGAAGGAGAAGAAUUUGUGCAGUUCUAUAAGGCAUUGACUAAGCGUAACGAAGUGCAGGAGCUGUUUGAAAACUUUUCAUCUGAUGGGCAAAAGCUGACCCUGCUAGAAUUUGUGGAUUUCCUUAGAGAAGAGCAGAAAGAACUAGACCGUGCCCCAGACCUUGCUCUGAAAUUUAUCAACCGCUAUGAACCUUCAGACAGUGGUAAACGGAGGCACGUGCUGAGCAUGGAUGGCUUUCUCAGCUACCUCUGCUCGAAGGAUGGAAACAUCUUCAAUCCGGCCUGCCUCCCCAUCUACCAGGACAUGACACAACCUAUGAACCACUACUUCAUCAACUCCUCUCAUAACACCUACCUCUUGGGGGACCAGCUUUGUGGCCAGAGCAGCGUCGAGGGAUAUAUACGGGCCCUGAAGCGGGGGUGCCGCUGUGUAGAGGUGGAUAUAUGGGAUGGACCUAGCGGGGAGCCCAUUGUCUACCACGGACAUACCCUGACUUCCCGAAUCCUGUUCAAAGAUGUCGUGGCCACAGUAGCACAGUAUGCCUUCCAGACAUCAGACUACCCAGUCAUCUUGUCCCUGGAGAACCAUUGCUCCUGGGAGCAGCAGCAGACCAUGGCCCAGCAUCUGACGGAGAUCUUGGGGGAACUGCUGCUGAAUAGCGCCUUGGAUGAUGUGCCCUUGAGCCAGCUGCCCUCACCUGAGAAGCUUCGGGGUAAGAUCCUGGUAAAGGGAAAGAAGCUAUCAUCCCAUGAGGAGGAUAAUGAGGAAGAAGAAGAGGACUCACACUCUGAGGUGGAGAGAAGGCAGGGCACAGAGCUGGAGCCAGACCCCUACUCUGAGGCUGAGCCUCAGCCUGUGCCUGUGCCCGAACUCCAGCUUCAGAUUAAGGACAAAGAGGAUAAGAAAGCCAAGGCCAUAUUGUGUCCAGCCCUCUCUGCUCUCGUUAUCUACUUGAAGUCUGUCUCAUUCAAAAGCUUCGCACAUUCAAAGCAGCACUAUUACUAUGGGAUAUCAUCUUUUUCUGAAACCAAGGCCAAGCACCUCAUCAAGGAGGCUGGCAAUGACUUUGUGCACCACAAUACUUGGCAGUUAAGCCGGAUAUAUCCCAGUGGUCUGAGAACAGAUUCAUCAAACUACAAUCCCCAGGAAUUCUGGAAUGCAGGCUGCCAGAUGGUGGCUCUGAAUAUGCAGACUGCAGGACUUGGAAUGGACAUCUGUGAUGGGCUCUUCCGCCAGAAUGGUGGCUGUGGCUACGUGCUGAAGCCUGACUUCCUGCGUGAUACCCAGAGUUCCUUCCACCCCGAGAAGCCCAUCAGUCUUUCCAAGGCCAAGAUCCUCUUAGUUCAGGUGAUCAGUGGUCAGCAACUCCCUAAAGUGGGCAACACCAAAGAGAAGUCUAUUGUGGAUCCGCUGGUGAAAGUGGAACUCUUUGGCAUUCGUGAAGAUACAACCCGGCAAGAGACCAACUAUGUGGAGAACAAUGGUUUUAAUCCAUACUGGGGGGAAACAUUUUGUUUCCAUGUCCGGGUGCCUGAACUCGCUGUGCUGCGUUUUGUUGUUAAGGAUUAUGACUGGAGAUCCCGAAAUGACUUUAUUGGUCAGUUCACUCUGCCUCUGAGCUGUAUGCAACAAGGUGAGACAGUCCUUGGAACCUUGGUCAACACUGCAACUCAGGCUGCCUUCCUACUAACAGUUUUCCCGCCCCACCCUAGGCUACCGCCACAUACACCUGCUCUCUAGAGAUGGCAUCAGCCUCCAUCCGGCUUCCAUCUUCGUGUACACCUGCCUCCGGGAAGAUCUAGAGGAGGCACCUUGAGGUGGGUACUUCCUAGGAAGGGUAGGAAAUACCAGGAAGGAUGCUCCAGACAGAGCAGACACAAAAAGGAUGCUUUGGUUUGCGUAUUCCCAGGCACAAAAUUAUCUAACAGGCAAAUGUAAGGGUUGGCUUUUCACUUCUCUUCCCUCCCUUUGUUUUCAUAGGCCUUUGGUAUCUCUCUUUCCCUUUCCUUUCGUGUCUACUAGAGUUCCCUCCUUCCUCCUGCAGUAAGCUCAGUUCCAUACUCAGAUCUACUACUAACCUCUUCCAUCAACUCUGGUAUGACGGCAGACUGCAACUCUAAACUCACAGAGGGGGAUUGGAGCAGAGAAACCUACAGAAGCCUGACCCCUUCCAUUCCUAAUUUCCUCCGUGCUGAGAGCCAGGGAAGGACAAAUCAAGAAGCUCCCCAGGCAACAAGUUGGAGGAUUCCUGAUCCUAGACUGUACUGAUUCUCCAGAGAAUACUGCCCGGCCCUGUCCCCACUGGACUGCUCCUCCUUAGCUGGUGUAAAUAGAGCUUCUCUCUUCAAUUUGCCUUCCGUAUGGUCUGUUGUUGUUGGGCAAGGAUGGAGGGACAUUUGGGCAGUUGAGUGGGACAAGAAUGGUAGAGAAGCAAGGUUUCCAGAGGCCCUCUCUCUGUGCGGCAGCAUAGCACAGGGAGGACAGAGAUGAGAGGCUUCUAAGGGGCAGAGCCAAAGAAGAGAGGGCUAAUAAAGUUGCCUAAAAUAAUCCCACCUUAUGUCUUUUGUGUCCCUGAAUAAUUAAUAACGCCCUCUUUUAACUUUCCCAGUGUGUCCCAGCUGGGAGGAUCACUUACAAAGAGAGGCACUACAGAAUGAAAUCGUGAGAAUUCUGGAUUAGAGACUUCCUUCCCUAAUACUCUGCCUUCCACAGUGCCCUGUACUUUCACUUAGUAGAGUUAAGUGAGCCAGUCUGAGGACUCGGGGUUAAAGCUGCCUCCAGGGGGAGACUUAGUGGGUGACAAUCCUCCUGCAAGCAGGCAAAGGGCCUUGGAAGUAGGGAGCAAGGCAGGACA
Messenger RNA from Perognathus longimembris pacificus (Pacific pocket mouse), 3849 nucleotides. It is a transcript of the gene Plcd4, whose product is annotated as phospholipase C delta 4. Bases 423 to 2735 code for a protein of 770 amino acids. The record is from RefSeq and is a predicted model, not a curated record. Gene Ontology annotation, molecular function: phosphatidylinositol-4,5-bisphosphate phospholipase C activity; calcium ion binding. Gene Ontology annotation, biological process: lipid metabolic process; intracellular signal transduction. Lineage: Eukaryota; Metazoa; Chordata; Mammalia; Rodentia; Heteromyidae. The transcript has 15 exons.